Molecule: messenger RNA, 1422 nt
Organism: Fusarium pseudograminearum CS3096
Lineage: Eukaryota; Fungi; Ascomycota; Sordariomycetes; Hypocreales; Nectriaceae
Exons: 1
Coding region: 1-1422 (473 amino acids)
Molecular function (GO): proline dehydrogenase activity; flavin adenine dinucleotide binding; sarcosine oxidase activity
Source: RefSeq, a predicted model, not a curated record
AUGUCUGGUGCUCCCUCCUCCAUCCUUAUUGUCGGCUCUGGCGUCUUCGGCCUCGGUACAGCCUGGGCUUUGACCAAGCGACCUCAAUACUCCAACACCAAGAUCACCAUCGUCGAAGAAUGCGCUGGCCAGUUCCCUCCUGAGGAUGGUGCCAGUGUAGACUCGUCCCGAAUCGUACGAGCCGAUUACUCGGACCCACACUACGCUGCGCUCGCCGCCGAAGCGCAGAAGGAAUGGCGAAAGCAAGGCGACGACGAAGUCGGCGGUCAGGGACGGUAUUCCGAGUCUGGCUUUGUCCUUUGCGCAAGCGAAACACCAAAGGACUUUAAGAUGAAGAAGUCAGGCAUGGACUAUACCAAGGAGAGUGCGAAGAACGUCGAAUUGAUCGCGGCGCAAACCGGCCUGCCCAUGGACAAGAUCCAGAAGCUGGAGAGCACCAAAGCACUACAAGAAUUCCUUGGUACGGACGGAUAUCCUGGAGACUGGGGCUACCUAAACGGUAACUCUGGUUGGGCCGAUGCCGGAGAGGGUAUGAAGUGGCUCUACAAGCAGGCCAGUGCCACAGGACGUAUCGAGUUCGUCAACGGCAAGGUCACAGAGCUUGUGACAGAGGGCGACCGCGUUACCGGCGCGAAGCUCAGCGACUCCAAGGUCCUCAAGGCCGAAGUGGUCAUGGUAGCUGCGGGUGCUUGGUCGGGUUCGCUUGUUGACCUUCGAGGUAGAACAGAGGCUACUGGCCAUGCAGUCACAUACAUGGACAUUACACCAGAGGAGCAGAAACGUCUGGAUAACUUCCCUGUGGUGCUAAACCUCAGCACCGGGUUGUUCCUCAUCCCCCCACGAAACAACGUGCUCAAGGUUGCCCGCCACACAUUCGGAUAUAUCAACCCUGUUAAGAUCACCAACGCCCUUCCUCCAUCCCCCAACGACAAGAGAGAGGCUUUCAUCGCAUCUCAGCCCUACACAUCCCGCAACUCUUCGGAAAACCCUCUUUCUGUCGAGGCCGACAAAGAUCUCCGCCGUGCCCUCAAGGACUUGUGUCCUGUCCGUGGCCUAGAAACCCGGCCAUGGAAGGAGGCUCGAAUUUGCUGGUACUCCGACACACGCGACGGCGAGUGGCUCAUAGACUACCACCCAGGUUGGAAGGGACUCUUUGUCGCGACAGGAGACAGUGGACACGGAUACAAGUUCCUCCCCAACCUUGGUGAGAAGAUUGCCGAUGUCCUGCAAGGCCAGGGCGGCGAGCUUGGCGAGAAGUGGCGCUGGAGGGAGAUGAAGAACGAUGGCGUUGGAAGAGAAACAAACGGCGUGUAUAAUGGGUUGAUGACGCAGGAUGGAAGCAGAGGCGGACGUCCCUUGGUAUUGUGCGACGAGCUCGCAAAGGGUAGGGCGCCGGUUGGAGAAGCAAAGGCCAAGCUAUGA